GAAACCAGAUACGGAGGAAGCGGAGGCCGUGGAGGUUACAGUGGCGGUGGGCGUGGAGGAGGCGGCAGUCGAGGCGGAAGCAGUGGCCGAGGCGGUGGGUAUGAAAGUCGCGGAGGUUACGAAAGCCGAGGCGGUAGUGGUGGGUAUGGUGGUGGCGGAUAUGGAGGAAGUCGUGGUGGCGGAGGAGGAAGAGGAGGAGGUGGUGGUGGAGGGGCCAGCAAUCCUGGUGGCCGACUCCGCGACAUCGAUUGGAGCAAAGAGAAUCUGAAGCCAAUACAAAAAGACUUCUACCAUGAAAAUGCAUCAGUAACUCGUAGGGAUCAGUAUUUGAUCGACCAGUGGAUCUCAGAGAAUCAAGUCACUUUGGAUGGUCGCGGCAUUCCAAGACCCAUCUUCGAGUUCAACGAAGCAUCUUUCCCAAAUGAGCUUAUUGAUUUGCUUUAUGCAAAAUUCCAAAAGCCCACUGUGAUACAAUCAAUUUCGUGGCCGAUUGCAAUGAGUGGUCGAGACAUCAUCUCAAUCGCUAAAACUGGAUCAGGGAAAACACUGGCGUUCAUGCUGCCUGGAAUUGUACAUACCACUAAGCAACAACCUAGAGGACGAUAUGAUGGUCCUUCAGUACUGGUACUUCUACCUACUAGGGAAUUGGCACAACAAGUGCAGGAGGUCUCUAUCGAUUUCUGUAAUCACCUUGGCCUGAAAAUGGCAUGUUUGUUUGGUGGAGCAUCGAAGGGACCGCAAGCUCGUGACCUCGAACGAGGUGUAGACAUCGUAGUUGCCACA
Molecule: messenger RNA, 783 nt
Organism: Strongylus vulgaris
Lineage: Eukaryota; Metazoa; Nematoda; Chromadorea; Rhabditida; Strongylidae
Source: the annotation of a GenBank genome assembly